Cebus imitator (Panamanian white-faced capuchin) is the source of this 1328-nucleotide messenger RNA. Its product is annotated as keratin-associated protein 10-1. The coding region runs from base 48 to 959 and encodes 303 amino acids. The record is from RefSeq and is a predicted model, not a curated record. The transcript has a single exon. Lineage: Eukaryota; Metazoa; Chordata; Mammalia; Primates; Cebidae. Gene Ontology annotation, cellular component: keratin filament.
CUCACUCCCAUCUCCCCCAGCUCAACCCCAGCACAGCCACAUCCACCAUGUCCGUCUGCUCCAGCGACCUGAGCUAUGGCAGCCGCGUCUGCCUGCCCGGCUCCUGUGACUCUUGCACUGAUUCCUCCUGGCAGGUGGACGACUGCCCAGAGAGCUGCUGCGAGCCCCCCUGCUGCGCCCCCAGCUGCUGCGCCCCGGCCCCCUGCCUGACCCUGGUCUGCACCCCAGUGAGCUGUGUGUCCAGCCCCUGCUGCCAGGCAGCCUGUGAGCCCAGCCCCUGCCAAUCGGGCUGCACCAGCUCCUGCAUGCCCUCGUGCUGCCAGCAGUUUAGCUGCCAGCCGGCUUGCUGCACCUCCUCCCCCUGCCAGCAGGCCUGCUGUGUGCCCGUCUGCUGCAAGUCUGUCUGCUGUGUGCCCACCUGUUCUGAGGGCUCCUCUUCAUGCUGCCAGCAGUCUAGCUGCCAGCCGGCUUGCUGCACCUCCUCCCCCUGCCAGCAGGCCUGCUGCGUGCCCAUCUGCUGUAAGCCUGUCUGUUGUAAGCCUGUCUGCUGCAAGCCUGUGUGCUGUGUGCCCACCUGCUCUGAGGGCUCCUCUUCAUGCUGCCAGCAGUCUAGCUGCCAGCCAGCCUGCUGCACCACCUCCCCCUGCCAGCAGUCCUGCUGUGUGCCCAUCUGCUGCAAGCCCAUCUGCUGCAAGCCCAUCUGCUGCGUGCCCAUCUGCUCUGGGGCUUCCUCUCUGUGUUGCCAGCAGUCUAGCUGCCAGCCGGCUUGCUGCACCUCCUCCUGCUGCAGACCCUCCUCUUCCGUGUCCCUGCUCUGCCGUCCUGUGUGCAGGCCUGCCUGCUCCGUGCCUGUCCCCUCCUGCUGUGCCCCUGCCUCCUCCUGCCAGCCCAGCUGCUGCCGUCCAGCCUCCUGCGUGUCCCUCCUCUGCCGCCCUGCGUGCUCCCGCCUGGCCUGCUGAGGCCUCCGCUCAGGCCAGAAGCCCAGGAGCUGAUGGGCAUGUCCCCCAGGGCCAGCCAGGCUUAGGUCCCCCCUAAAAGCUGAUAGUCACGUCCUGAAUUGCUCCUGUACUUUGACCAUUUCCCAGUGUCUGCUACUGAGCUGGACAGUGGAAGAACUGAAUGUCUAUACUCAGUGCUGCAGCCCUCUUGAUGGGGGUGGUUCUAGAAAGUUCCCAUGACAGUGGCCUCCCCUCCUUAUCUCCCACCUCUCGUGAGGGUCAGCUCAGCCUUGAUCCAUGAGGUCUCUGUUCCCCUGACUCAGAGCCCCAGAACCUUCUUCGGGCGCCCUCAAACUGACCAAUAAAAGCCCUGAGACUGCAAUGGUGCUG